GCUCACUGGGUUUCAGUCUGUUCCGUUGCGACGAAGACACAGGGCACAUUUGGACUAACUUUUUAAUCGUUUCACACUUUAAAUCGACGCAGGAGUGAAUACCGGCGGAUUUUACCCUUCACAAGUCAAUUUAUCGCCUCUGGGUUGGGGAAUUUUAAUCAACUUCGUGUACUGGAUUUUUGUUGAUUUAGUUUUUAAUUUAACAAAAGAACUCAACGAAAAUGGGAGCCCAGUUGUCCAAGGGUGGAGUAGCCGUGGAUGGUAAAGCAGCGGGUGAUUCGGCAGCUGCCAAAACGAAUGGCCAGGAGAAUGGUCAUGUCAAGACCAACGGUGAUGUCUCAGCCAAGCCAGACGGUGAAACGGUUGCUGCUGAUGGCAAUGGCACAGCAGAGGUCGCCAAGGAGACCGAGGCUGCGGCCGGUGACACAAUCGAGCCAGCACCCGUGCCUGCCGAAGGGGAGACAGAGGCCAAGGCAGACGGUGAGGCCGCCAAGGAGGGCAAGAAGAAGAAGAAGUUCUCCCUGAAAAACUCCUUCAAAUUCAAGGGCAUCUCCCUGAAGAAGGGCAAGAAGGAGGAGGCCGCCUCACCCACGACUGAGGAGGCCAAGCCCGAGGAGAACGGCCACGCCGCUGAGCCCAGUGCUGAAGCCGAGGCUGCUGCUCCAGCUGCUGAUGCCGCAGAGGCAGCCCCCGAGGCAGCAGCCGAAGAGGCCAAACCUGAAGAGCCUGCCCCCAGCGAGGAGGCCCCACCCAGUGAGGAGCCCGCCGCCGCCGCAGCCGCUGAGGAAACGACGCCCGCCGCCGACGCCUCUGAACCCGAGCAGAAGGCGGAGUGAUGGGCGACACUGGCCCACUGCGACUGGACUGUUUUCUGUUUGCUUUUUUUUUUUUUUUUUUUUGUUUACUGUUUGUUUUAGUUUUUACAAUUUCUUCCUCCAAGAUUGAAAUAUAUAAAUAUAUAUAAGAGACUUGUGCCACACUAGGAGCCGACUGGCAGAAGAGAAGGCCGUCGCCACGUGGAUCACCUUUGACCUCCGACCCCUCACACGUGGCUCAGAGGGAACGACGCGGGACAACACUUUUUAAUAGAACGCACCAGGAGUAUUGACAGAUUUUCCCCUAUCCUCUCAGAAAAGGCAUCUGUAGAGACAGUGUGGUAGCCCUGUAAAUCUCUCAUUUUCUUUUUCUUUUUUUAUGGCCUCCUGGGAUCUGAACCCCACCAACAGGUGGGGCAUGACAAAGACUGCCCCUGACCCCCCCCCCCCCCCCCCCCCCCAAAAAAAAAACCUCGCUCCGCAUGAAGUCAAGUAUCUUAAUUCAUUUUUAAAGGUCUACAUUCCGACAUUUUCCACUGAGAAUAUUUCCAGUAUUUAGUCCUGUAUUGAAGGAGGAUUCCAAGGAGGGGAGUUGGCUUGGUCUGUGUUUUUAAAACUCUCACUUGGUGUCAGCCAUGUUCACAUGUUAUAACGUUUGACGUAGGGGUGUACAAAACGUGAGCCUUGUUUUUUUUUGUCUCUGUACAUAACGUUCUGGGUUUAUUAUUUUUCUUUUAUUUUGCUAAUGUUGAAAUAUGCUAAUGGUUUAAUU
Messenger RNA from Clupea harengus (Atlantic herring), 1587 nucleotides. It is a transcript of the gene marcksl1a, whose product is annotated as MARCKS-like 1a. The record is from RefSeq and is a predicted model, not a curated record. Gene Ontology annotation, cellular component: cytoplasm; plasma membrane. Lineage: Eukaryota; Metazoa; Chordata; Actinopteri; Clupeiformes; Clupeidae. Gene Ontology annotation, biological process: actin filament organization; central nervous system development. Gene Ontology annotation, molecular function: calmodulin binding; actin filament binding.